GGGAGUGCAGGGAAAACUGCAGGAGCGCCGGGUUUUUUAUGAUCCCUGUCCUUUUACUAUUUGUAACCAAAACUACAAAUAACAAUUUUCAUACUACUACUAGUGCUAGUCUCCUUGUUUUAGUACUUAGUAGAGGCGGGCAAGAGGGACGACACACAGAAGAAUUUUUAGAAGCAGAUAGUAUUAGACCUAGAAUCCAAAACAGCUCCUCCACAACCUUCAUCUCCCGGACCUGGCUCGGGUAAGAAACGGCUGAGUUGUGGCAGUGGGUCUACGCCGGGACGUCCCAUCACUCCAUCACCCCAACGGAAGCGAGGGCCCGGCCUCGUCAAAAUUCGAGGAAGCCAGAAGAAAAUACGUAACAUCAAAAUUGGAGGAGGAACAUCAAGUAGCGCUGGUGCUGGUGGUAGUGCAACAUCUACUUCAGGUUCAUCGACAACCACGACGACGACACAUAAUACGGGCGCAAAUGCCAACUUCUGUGCUUCUACAACUUGUACUGCCACAGGAUCAGCAACUACGGGGGGAAACCGCCGUAGUUCCGCCAAGAUUUCUACAGCCGCACGCAUGAGCGGCUUCGGAGGAAGCCCUGGCGACAAUAGGAGGCUAAGCACGACAUCAACAACCG
This is a messenger RNA of Amoebophrya sp. A25, 628 nucleotides long. Lineage: Eukaryota; Dinophyceae; Syndiniales; Amoebophryaceae. The record is from the annotation of a GenBank genome assembly.